UCUCUCGCCUCACGCCCGAUCUCUCCUGCGGCCUGCCGCUCUCGUCUCCCUCGGUCUCUCCUUCUGACCCCAAUCCCCAAUCCCCAAACCCUAGGGAAGCCAGCGGGCGGGCGCCGGCGGCCGACAAGCAGGCGCAACGGAGCGACGGUGAGACCGCGCGGCAAAGGCCCAUCGCGACGCCGCGACAUGUCGACGGCGUCGAGCCGGCGACCGCGCGGCCAACGCCUAGCGUGCGAGCACCGCAGGGCGCCAGCGGUCAGCAGAGGAGGCGGGCAGCAUCCCGCUUCCCGGCCUUCCCGCGUACUCGCCAGCUAGACGGUGUCUAGGGUAGAAUCCCCAUGACCGACGCUGAGCCACCUCCUACAGUGGGGGUGGAGGAGGCCUUGCCGACCACCCCAGAUAUUGCGCUAGACGGUGACGGUGAGGGCUACAAAUUUGCUGAGGCUAUUGAGGGUGAGAAGGAUGGCGGAGCUCCUUAUGGUGAAGGUGGCAAGGUGGAGGAGGGUUCAAAGUCCUGUGGUGAUGAUGUCGUGGCAGAUGAACUCUUGGGGAUUGAGGAAGACCCCAAUCUGACCGAUGUUGAUGAGACUGACGAACAAGAGGAGGAUGCUGGUGCAGAGGUGCAAACGAGUGACGUUGCUGCUGCUGUGGAUGUUCUUGCAGAGGUGGGUGCUGCUGUGGCAUCCUCAACAUUGGUGGAUGCUCCCACAGAGGUUGGUAUGCAAACCAACGAGGUUACUGCUGUGGAUGAUCUCACAGAGGUGGGUGCUGCCCUGGUAUCAUCUACAUCGAUGGAUGAUCCCACAGAGGUGAGUACUUCCCUGGUCAAUGAAGACUGCAAUAUAGUUUCCACCGGAGGUGUGCAUAGGUUGGAUGACCAGACUGAUAAGGAGGUUGAUGGUGACUCCCUUGAUGCUGAUGAGGCUGCUCCCUUGGAUCAUAUGAGGCCGCAGAUGGAUGUGGCUGCAGCUCUGUUAAAUGAGGUGGAAACAGAGAUUGUGAAAGCUGGAGACCCUGUUGCAGAGGCGAUCACAAAUAUGGAUAUGCAGGUCCAAACUGGAGAUGACAGUGAGGCGGAAGGUGUUGGCACUAUUGCUGACGCUGCUACAACAGAUGAGGAGAGCAAGCAUAUGGGUGCAGUUACCACGACCACAGAUGACAGCAAGAAACAUAAUGGGACAGUGGGUGAUGAUGCAUCCAAUGAGGGGAUACAGAUGGAUAGAGAUGGGCUAACUGGAGAUGAUAGUGAGCUAAAGGAGAUUGCAACAGCUGAUGAAGAUCACGUGGAAGAGGAAGGCAUGCAGAUGGGUGCAAUAAACAUUACUGGAGACAUGGACAAGGAAGGCAGAAUUGUUGUUGAAAACAUUGCAGAUGAAGCUGUAGAUGGUGUGGCUGUCCCUGAAGAAAAGGCUGUGCAGACGGAUGAGGCUGGUGAUGAUAUCCCUGAAGAAGAGGAUGUGCAAAUGGGGGGAGUUGGCUUGACAGGCAAUGAUAAUGAACAGGAAGAGGCUGUGACAGCUGAUCAUGGAGUGGAAGAAGAUGCUAUGCUGAUGGAUGCAGUUGCCAAUGAUGAUGAUGAAGAUAACGAAAUUGUUGGUGAAGAUGUUGCAGAAGAAGCUGUCACUGGCACAGUUGGUGACGAUGCCCCUGAAGAAGAGGCUGUGCAUAUGGACGAUGACGACGACGAUGACGAGCCUCCUCCUUUAAUUGCAAAGAAAGGUGGAGGGCGUCGAAAGAGAGGUCGUCCAUCUUCCAAGGCCCAGGCUGUGGUGAAGCCAUCUGUAAAGAGGAAGGAUGAGGAGGAGGUUUGCUUCAUUUGCUUUGAUGGUGGUGAUCUUGUGAUCUGUGAUCGUAGGGGCUGCCCUAAAGCUUAUCAUCCUUCGUGUGUUAAUCGGGAUGAUGAUUUCUUCAAGUCAAAGGGUCGGUGGAAUUGUGGGUGGCACAUCUGUAGCAACUGUCAGAAACCUGCACGCCAUAUGUGUUACACAUGCACCUAUUCAUUAUGCAAGGCUUGCAUGAAAGAUGCAAAGUUCAGCUGUGUCAGAGGAAACAAGGGCUUUUGUGAGACAUGCAUGAACACCGUGAUGUUGAUCGAAAAUAGAGAGGAGGCAACUGACCAAAUGGAUGUGGAUUUUGAUGACAAAAGCAGCUGGUGGUAUUUGUUCAAGGAUUAUUGGUUAAAUUUGAAGACAAACUUGUCAUUGACAGUUGAGGAAAUAUCAGCAGCCAAAUAUCAAAAGAGUGGUGAACUACCUGAUACUAAUGAUGAAGAGGCUAAUUCUGAAAGUUCAUUGGGGCGACAUCUAGAGAACAAUACACCAAAAAAGAGGGGAAGGAAACGAUCGAAGGAAGCUGCCAUUGAGGAUGGUUCUGAAAGAAAAGAGAGCACUGGAAAGUCUACCAAACAAGGCCUGUCAAGCAUCCCUGAUGCUCAGACUUCUUCAGGGAAAAAGGUUAGAAAAUUAUCCAAGCGUUCUUUGAGCAGGCAGCAUUCAUCAAAAGAAUCUGAAAGUGUUGGGACGUCUACAUCCUCAGCUGAAGAGGCCAGCUGGGCUUCUGAGGAGCUCUUAAACUUUGUAGCUCAUAUGAGAAAUGGUGACAAAUCUGUGAUCAGCCAGUUUGACGUUCAACCCCUUUUACUUGACUAUAUCAAGCGCAACAAUUUGCGUGAUCCUCGUCGAAAAAGCCAGAUAAUUUGUGAUUCUUUGCUCCAAAGCCUCUUUGGCAAAAAACGAGUUGGGCAUUUUGAGAUGCUUAAGCUUCUUGAAUCACAUUUUCCCAUGAGUGAGGUUUCACCAUCAGCCGAUGAAAAUCAUGGUGGUGUAGUAGACCCUGAUCCUAGUCAGGAUGCUGAUGGUAACAGUGAAGCUUCAGUUGUUAUGAGUUCAGAAAAAAGAAGAAAAUCACGCAAGUAUGACCAGAGACGUCAGCCUAAUCUUGAUGACUAUGCAGCAAUAGAUAACCAUAACAUUGGAUUGAUGUACCUGCGUCGCAACCUAAUGGAAGAGUUGAUUGGUGAUGUUGAUACAUUUGAUGAGAAAGUUGUUGGAUCAUUUGUGAGAAUAAGAAUACCUGGUACUGGGCAAAGGCAGGACAUUUAUCGACUUGUACAAAUUGUUGGCACUGGAAGAGCUGCGGAAAAAUAUAAAUCUGGGAAAAAGACUACUGAUAUAACGCUGGAGAUUCUGAACUUAGACAAGCGGGAGGCAGUAACUAUUGACAUAAUCUCGAACCAGGAGUUCACUGAGGAGGAGUGCAAACGUUUGCGUCAAAGCAUAAAGUAUGGAUUCAUCCCAAGGCUGACAGUGGGAGAGGUUCAGGAGAAGGCAAGGGUUCUCCAGACCCUAAAAGUCAAUGAUUGGAUUGAAAGUGAAAAGAUGCGACUUGGGCACCUUCGUGACCGCGCGAGUGAUAUGGGCCAUAGAAAAGAGCUUAGGGAAUGUGUAGAGAAGCUGAAGCUGCUAAGCACUCCAGAGGAGCGUGCUCGUAGGCUAAAUGAAGAACCUGAAAUACAUGCUGACCCUGCGAUGGAUCCAGAUUAUGAAUCUCCAGAGGAACAGGAGCAGGAAACUGAAAGAAGUAGCUUCAAUAAGUCAAGAGGUUCUUUCUUGAGGAAAGACGGUAAUCUUGUGUCUCCUGUUAAAGGAGAUGGUAGAAACCCUUUACAGCGAGAUUCAAAAACUAACUGGGAAUCUAACCGAAACACAUGGGCUGAAUCAAGUCCGCAUAUGGAAUCGCCCCUUUCACGGAGAUCCACCUUUUCUUCUCCAGGUGAUAGUGCUGGUUAUACAAGUAAAUCAGAAAGUCCAAACAUUGGUGCGCAAACAGUUAAACUGGAAGGUACCACACACAGUGCUUCACAAGGGCCAUCUGGUGUCUCAUCUGGAAUUUUGGCUGCUAACGUAGGUUCAGGGGCAAAAACUGCAUCACAAUCAGCCAUUAAUGAGUCUGAGAAGAUCUGGCAGUACAUGGAUCCUUCUAACAAAAUCCAAGGCCCUUUCUCAAUCGUACAGUUGCGGAAAUGGAACAGCAAUGGGUACUUCCCUCCUAGUUUGAAAAUAUGGAAAGCUAGUGAGAAGCAGGACGAUUCAAUACUAUUGACUGAUGCUUUGGCGGGGAAGUUUGAGAAAGACCUUCCUCCAUGGGAACCACCACAUGUUAGUGCAUCUCAAAUUGACAAAACCCCUCUUCUUGAGGAAAGCACAAUAGCUGGUGAACAAACUCCAAAAUCAGUAGUUCCAAAGUCUUUCUCAAGUAGUGAUCAAAGGCCUGAUUAUAGUUCAACGAACCUUGGAGCAUCCAUGAUGCACUCUGGCGCUCAAGGUUAUUAUGGAGUGCAAAAUUCCCAUGCAGGAUACACAAACCAACAAUCUCUUACUGGAAGUUGGAAUGCCGCCUCUAACCAGUUUGGGGUUGCAGUAAAUCCGAUGACACCUACCCAGCCUGCCAUGGGAAGCUUUUCGGGUCAAAAUAUUGUGGCUGCAGGAAAUAUGGUUCAUUUAACUCCUGGAAUGACUCCUGCAACUGCAAAUGCAGAAUUAACCUCAGAUUUACCCUCCCAGAACCAAGUACCAUCUGCUUUGCCACAGAUGGAUGACAGAUUAGCAGAUGGAGAAAAUUCUUCACAUGGACGAGUGUGCUCUUCGGCUGAAGGCACAAGGAACCAGAUGUCAACACCAUCUGCUGCAUCAGUACAGCCUUCGGUGACAGCCAUCGCUGGCAGUGAUACUCAAAGCGGUGGGUGGACUGUACCUGCACAAGCGGCCAACACAUCUGGCCAAUCUCAGGUAGCUGGAAAUAUGACCUGGGGACCUGCACCUCAGGGUGAUGGAAGUAUGGGCUGGGGAAUGAUGGGACAGAGCAAUAUGAAUAUGCCCUGGGUAGCAUCAGCCCAAGGUGCUUCAGGCUACAACAUGGGGGUAACUAUGCCAACACAGCCAAAUGCAGUCCCGAACAUGGGUUGGUUACCAAAUCCCGGAAACGCCAGCAUGAACAUGAUCUGGGCGGCAACUCAAGGUCAGGGGACUACAAAUGCAGCUGCCAUGAUGGGAGGUCAGAUGCAAGGAGUUGCCAUGGCUCAAUGGGGUGGUGUUGCAGCAGGAAAUGCAAAUCCUUAUCCUGGCUGGGGAACCCAACAAGUUGGAAACAUGAACCAAAACGUCAAUUGGAGUGCUCCUGUGCAGGGAAAUCCGGGUCAGGCAAACAAUAGCAUGAAUUGGAAUGCGCCAAAUGGUAACCCUGAUUGGAAUAAUCAGCAGAGAGACAGUGGGGGCAGGCAGUCUGGAAACCGUGACUCAGGUGGAAGGCCAUGGAAGCGUGCUGGUGGCGAUGGAGGGUCAUGGGGAAAUAAAGCACCGGGAGUUUGCUGGUCUUUUGUUGACCGUGGCAAGUGCUGGAAAGGUGACUGCAGAUUCGUCCAUCCAACAAACACGGACGGAUAUUCGUCCAGGAAUGAUCGGCACUUUGAUAGGCAGCAUUCGGGCAAUGAGAGGCGACAUGACAAUCACAAUGAAGGAAAUGAUCGACAGUUUGACAGGCAGCCUUCGGACAAUGAGAGGCACCAUGAUAGGCCUGAUGGCAGGCACGAUGGCAGGGAUGACGAUAGGCAUGAUGACCGGCAGGCUGAUAGGUCUCAGUCAAGAGAGCCGCACUAGAACUGUUUUCUGUCCUUUUACCCUACAACUUUCUUCCGUUUUGUUGUAUGUGCAGUAGCAUACUAGCGUAGUAGCAUCCAUGCAUGCUUUGAACUCUAUGCGCUAUAGCGAGCUGCAUACAUGUGCAAAGAUCAUGUACAACAGUUGUAGUUUAAUGCUGUGGGCAUCUAGUUUCGAAUUUAAUAAUUUGUUCUAAUAAAUCGUCGUGUAUGAACUCUUAUGUACAGCUGGGGCUCCACAUCCCGGUUCUUCUCUAUGGUGGUGACUGCUGUGUGUUUUUAAGUAGUUAUUAUGAGAUUGUUAGCUUUACCGACAGGUGUUUUUGAAACGCUUGGGACAUA
Molecule: messenger RNA, 5995 nt
Organism: Setaria italica (foxtail millet)
Lineage: Eukaryota; Viridiplantae; Streptophyta; Magnoliopsida; Poales; Poaceae
Product: zinc finger CCCH domain-containing protein 19
Exons: 12
Coding region: 339-5654 (1771 amino acids)
Molecular function (GO): metal ion binding; protein binding; DNA binding
Source: RefSeq, a predicted model, not a curated record